Dipodomys ordii (Ord's kangaroo rat) is the source of this 1110-nucleotide messenger RNA. RefSeq names its product neuropeptide Y receptor type 6-like. Gene Ontology annotation, cellular component: neuron projection; plasma membrane. The transcript has a single exon. Bases 1 to 1110 code for a protein of 369 amino acids. Lineage: Eukaryota; Metazoa; Chordata; Mammalia; Rodentia; Heteromyidae. Gene Ontology annotation, molecular function: neuropeptide Y receptor activity; neuropeptide binding. The record is from RefSeq and is a predicted model, not a curated record. Gene Ontology annotation, biological process: G protein-coupled receptor signaling pathway.
AUGGAAGUUUCUGGAAACCAGCCUGCGUCUAAUAGAACUGGGGAAGAGGGCAACCACAGCUCUGCCUUCUCCCACUUUGAGUUCUGCCAGCCCUCGUCGGCCUUGCUGCUCUUAUUCCUUGUGGCCUACGCCGCGGUCUUGAUCCUGGGCCUUCUGGGGAACCUCUCCCUCAUCACCAUCAUCGCCAAGAAGCAGAGGGAAGCCCAGAGUGUCACCAACAUUCUGAUCGCCAACCUGUCCCUCUCUGAUGUCUUGGUCUGUGUGGUGUGCGUCCCUCUCACCGUCACCUACACGCUGAUGGACCACUGGGUGUUUGGGGCUCUCCUGUGUAAACUGACCUCGUACAUGCAAAGCGUCUCUGUCUCUGUCUCCAUCUUCUCCCUGGUCUUAAUCGCCGUCGAGAGGUAUCAGCUGAUCGUCCACCCGCGGGGCUGGAAGCCGGGGGUGCUUCAUGCCUACGGGGGUGUGGCGUUGGUUUGGUUCUUUUCCUUCCUGCUGUCUGUGCCUCUCUUCCUGGCCUACCACCUCACCGACGAGCCCUUUGCCAACCUCUCUCUCCCCGCCGACCUGGUGGCCUGUGUGGAGAGCUGGCCUUCCAGGACCAACCAGCUCCUCUUUUCCACCUCCUUGUUUCUGCUCCAGUACUUGGUCCCCCUGGGCUUCAUCGUGGUCUGCUACCUGAAGAUCAUCCUGUGUCUGCGCAGGAGGAAGAGGCCGGCGGGCAGGAGGAGGGAGAAGCAGAGCCGGUCCGGCGAGAGCAAGAGGGUCCACGCCACCCUGCUGGCCAUCGUGGGCACCUUCGGGGCCUGCUGGCUGCCCUUGAACGUGUUCAACGUCAUCUUCGACUGGCACCACGAGGCGCUGCUGGGCUGCCACCACGACCCGGUGUUCAUCACCUGCCACCUCCUCGCCAUGGUCUCCACGUGCAUAAACCCGCUCUUCUACGGCUUCCUCAACGGGAACCUCCAGAAGGAUCUCAUGGUGCUUCUCCGCCACUGCUGGUGCUGGGCAUCUCGGGAGAGAUACGAGAACAUGGUCGCCUGCAGUCUGCACACAGAAGAGUCCAAGGGUUCCCUGAGGCUGGCUCACCUACCGACGGGCGUGUCGUAG